Messenger RNA from Triticum turgidum subsp. durum (durum wheat), 2505 nucleotides. NCBI's taxonomy places the organism in Eukaryota, Viridiplantae, Streptophyta, Magnoliopsida, Poales, Poaceae. The record is from the annotation of a GenBank genome assembly.
AUGGGCGAUCUGAAGGAGAUUAAGUACAGGCGGAGGAUUGGGCUCCAGGAGCGCGCGCAAUGCAGCGACCAGAGGGCCGUCGACUGGGGCGUGCUCAAGCAGGACCCCGUGGAGCUUCUGCGCAAGCUGGACGAGCUGAGGGACCAAAUCACGCGGUCCUGCCAGGUCGCCGAGCAGCCACGGGAGCACCGUCGGGCGGGCCGCCGACCGCCCUCCUUGCUCCCUGACCUUCCCGAGCCGGUACCUCUACCCGGGUAUCACCGCCCACGCUAUGGUGCCCGGUAUGGGCAUGGCUUGCCGUUGAGCCCAUGUGAGCCGCAGCACUCUGAUCAUGGGGAGAGGUACGCGAGGCAGUCAAGUGGGCGGUAUCGCCAGUACCCAGGGAGGCAGUGGGAGAACGGUGGGAUUGGACAUGGGAAUUACCAUCAGUAUGCGUGUGCUAGCCCGCAUUAUCUGCAUGGACAGAGGCCUGCGCCACAAGAAGAGCACAUACCAAUGGCCAGAUACUUCGCUGGGCAGCAUGAAUGCUACCGGUUUGAAAGGUCACCAUCUAUUUCAUCAGAUUAUGACCAAAGGUCUGUGGCAUCAUCGCUUUACUCGCAUCGCUCGGUGUCAAAGAAAAGGGCUGAGUAUUUUAGGAAGAAGGCAGAACAUCUCUGCCGGCCAAUGCAUGGCGCUGCGCCAUUUGUUGUUUGCAGUUCUUGUUAUAAUCUCUUGCAGGUGCCAAUGGAAAAAUGCAUGGGGUGGAAACAAAACAGGCUACAGUGUGGGUCUUGCUCUGAGAUAAUCAGUGUGAAGCGCGUGAAAGGAAAGACUAUUCCCUACACAUCCUCACCGCCCUUCAGCUUGUCCAAAACUGAGCAAAGCUCACAUGAUCGAAUGAGGCGAGAUUUUGAGCAUCAGCAUCAUGAUGAUGUCACUUCUGCGUUUUAUAAUUUGAAUGAGCACAGCAGCAUGCAAAUCAACAUAGAUUUUGGUGAUGAUAAUUCAGUUUCUUCCACCAUUAGUCAUGAAAGGACUGACAAAGAAUGUGGCUCAAACAGGAGCAUUCAGUCGAAAGCCGAUGGUAUCUCUCUGUCUCCAGGCAGGUCUGGAGAUAUUGAAAGCCCAAAGGAUAUAUUAUGUGAAAGAGAUGCAGAUUGUCAGGAGGAACAUUCCAUAGAUGGUCCAGUCAGCCCGUGUUCCCCAAUUUUAGAGGACAAACUUGUUGAUCCACUGUGCAGCCAAGAAAAACACAAUAGUUCAGAGGACUUAGGUAUGGAUAAUGAAUCUGACCUAAAUUGCAAAGGAGAAUACAUUGUUAAUGAUGAUGAGAGUGUCAGCAUGGGAAGUGAACAAAAGGUCAAUGAAGCUGAAUUUGUAGAGGAAAGCAUGUGCAGAAAGCAUGAUCAAAAGAACAAGGAAGAUCACUGUUCUAGCCUUGAAGAUGUUAGCAAAAUGCAUGGGCAGAAUAGUACAAAAUCUGACCCUGAUAGUCUUGAGAAUGGAAAUGAAAAGCAUGGGUGGACAAGCAAAACCGAUGUCACAAUCAGUCCUGAAAGUGAAGGUACACGCAAGAAAUAUGACCACAACAGCAAAGAAGAUGAAACAAGCGGUCUGAAAGUUGAGAACACAAGUAAUGAGUUUGACAAAAACAACACAGCAGACAGCAACAGUGCCGUCGAACAUGCCAACACUGCCAUUGAAUUUGAAGGUACAAGCACAAGUGAGAGAUAUGAAGAAAACCUAAUGGAACGAGAUAAUGGAAAAUUGCAUGAGCCAUGUGCUGAGGAUGCCAAUGCCCUAACGGAGAGUGGGUCAUCAGUUAAUGGGCGCACAAAUUCUGGUUUUUCUCGUGGUUCUUCUGAGGCUGGUUUAGAUGAAGAUCAAUCCUCAACUGGUAAGAGUGGGGAUUCAUCAUUUUUUGCUGGUUUCUUGAAGAAGGGGUUCAAGGACCUUUCUUUAUUUAACCAGUCCAUGGAUAGUGUUAAAAUUUCAAUCAAUGGCCAUCCAAUCUCGGAAAGAGCUCUUAAGAAGGCAGAAAAGAAAGCUGGUCCUGUUGAACCUGGCUCAUACUGGUAUGACUGCCGUGCUGGAUUUUGGGGCAUCAUGGGUAGAGAAUGUAUUGGCAUUAUUCCUCCAUAUAUAAGAGAAUUCAAUUAUCCAAUGCCCAGAAAUUGUGCUGGUGGAGACACUGAUGUCAUUGUCAAUGGCAGAGAACUUCAUCAGAGAGAUUUAGAUUUGCUUGUAGGAAGAGGACUUCCACGUAUCUCUGGCAAAUCAUAUUCCAUUGAGAUUUCUGGAAAUAUUACCGAUGAUGCUGGAAAUAAGCUACGCAGUCUUGGCAAACUUGCUCCCACCAUCCACACCUUCAUCAGUCAAUGUGGUGGAGUGGCAAACAUCCAGCAGAUCUUGCCAUUGCACAGCCAAUUUCCCCCCGCAAGCAUCUACGAGAUUGGAGACAUGUCCCUUGAGAGUGAACAACUUAUGAACAUUGACAUUUUUGCCAAAUGUAAGGUUAUAUAG